CGAGGCCCCGCGGCCAUGAAGCUGCUGCGGCUGCUGUGCCGCCACAAGACGGCCCUGGGCCUGGGCGGCCUGUCCCUCUUCGCCGUGGUCCUUCUUUACCUGGCCAAGUGCACCUCCGAGGGCCUCCGGCCUCUGCCGGUCCCCCGCGGGCUCCCGCACAACCAACCUGCGGCCCUGCCGCCGCGGGGUGCCAGGGGGCCGCAUCCCCCGGCAGCCCCGCCACCUUCUCCUGAGGAGACCGCUUUCCUGGCCGUCCUCAUUACCAGCGGCCCCAAGUACAGCGAGCGUCGCAGCAUCAUCCGCAGCACGUGGCUGUCGGCCGCCGGGCGUCCCCCCCACGAUGACGUCUGGAGCCGCUUCGUGAUCGGCACGGGUGGGCUCGGGGCAGAGGAGCUUCGUAGCCUGGAGCUAGAGCAGAGCCGGCACAAAGACCUCCUCCUCCUGCCAGAGCUGCGGGAUUCCUACGAGAACCUGACCGCAAAAGUCCUGGCCACCUACGUCUGGCUGGAUCUGCACCUGGACUUCCAGUUCGCCCUGAAGGCUGAUGACGAUACCUUCGUACGCUUGGAUGUGCUCGUGGAAGAGCUGAGAGCCAAGGAGCCGCGUCGCCUCUACUGGGGCUUCUUUUCCGGCCGCGGCCGAGUGAAAUCUGGUGGCAAGUGGAAAGAGAGCGCCUGGGUGCUCUGUGACUACUAUCUACCGUACGCGCUGGGUGGCGGUUAUGUGAUUUCUGCAGACCUGGUGCGCUAUUUGCGUCUUAGCAGAGACUACCUGAACAUGUGGCAGAGUGAAGAUGUCUCCCUGGGGGUGUGGCUGGCUCCCAUUGAUGUGAAGAGAGUGCACGACCCUCGUUUUGACACUGAGUAUAAGUCACGAGGUUGCAACAAUAAGUACAUAGUAACUCAUAAGCAAAGCAUCGAGGACAUGCUGGAAAAGCACCAGACCCUGGCUAAAGAAGGAAAGCUCUGUAAGGAGGAGGUUAAGCUCAGGCUUUCCUACAUGUAUGACUGGGGAGUGCCUCCUUCACAAUGUUGCCAGAGGAAGGAUGGCAUCCCGUGAAAGUCUGAGGAAGGAAAAGGCAGAAUAUCGAUGGACACUCUGAGCUUGGUUACUGUUCCUCGGGGAGAAUCCCAGUAACUAGGGCUUAAAAAUUACUCAAAAGAUUUUGCACGAUUCAUUAUGUCACAAUCAAUGAAAUCCUGAAACUUCUAAGAGCUACUGAUGUGGCAUGAUGUAGAGAUGUUUUAAAAAAAAAAUAUGACAAAAAGCAUGGAAAGGCUCAUACAACAGGAUUGAAGGCAAAUAAUAGGUUGAAAAAUGUGGAUAGUACAGAAAUUUGGGGGAGAUAACUUGAAUGAAGAGUUACUGGAAGAUUUUUAACAGAUUCUAAGAUUUAUUUGCUAAAGAUCAUGACAGGCCUUUAUGCUAUCUAUAAGAUUGUGAAACUAGCAUCUGCUGUUUAUUUCUUGGCUAGGAAGAAGUGUCAGUUUGGCAAGGUUUGAAGAUUUUAAUGGGGCUGCAAAUCAGCUGCUGUUGCCAGUGGGAACAGGUGGCUGGUUACUGACACAAGCAGUCAAGUAAAGGGAACAAUUUUACCUAGGGUAUUUGUGUUAGGGGAGGGAGAGAGCCUGUUCUUUGGCAAGUGCUCCGAUUUACAAGAAUGGAAUUAUUAGACCUUCUGUGUAACUUGUCUGUGAGCUUUUUGUUGUUUUAAAGACAUCAUGUACAUAAAUUAUCUGGCAGCUACGGAGUAAGUCUAUAUUUAGAAAGGUGGAUGAGUUACGGUAUUUGGCAGAUAUAGAAUAUAUUAUCUUAUUUGGGGGGCAAAUAGUUACGUGGCAAAGCUAGCCUUCAGUUGUUAGGCAUAGGUGUUGUUCUUAGUUUAUCCUCCAAAUACACUGUGUAUGAAGAAACAUUUCCCCUCCUGACAGUAAGUAAUCUGACUACUACAAGGUCAGAUGUUGUAGGCUUCAGACUUAGAUUGUUCUGGAUUACUUCUGUAAAAUGUAAAUUGGCAGGAUUAGAUCGGCAGAAGCUAUUUGGAGUUCAAACAAGAUUGCCCUAACAUGGGUACCUCAGCUAAGAAAGUAAACUCUGUAUUGUAGUCAAGAGAAAUAGGUUCCCCCACCCCCCAAAUUCCUCUUUGAGGAGAACCUUGUCUCUCUUUUCAGGAGAUACAUUGCAAUCUAAGGGGACUAAUCCCACAACAGUCACAUUUAGAUGCCUGAAGCUAGACUGUGUGAAUUCCCUCCUCUCCAAUAGCACAUUUUAGUGGAACUAAAAAUAAUUUUACAGGUGGUCUAGGUUAAUUGCUCAAGUGAUAUGUCAGUAAAUGGGAUUAUGUUCCUAAAUCCUGUCUACACUACAAAUAAUUCUAGUACUGACAGAGCUUGUCAGCAUCAGAUGCAGUAUUGAAGAGUAAAUACAGACAGGACAGUCUUGGCUGUAGAAGAGAUCACUUACACAAUUUCACCAUGUUAGUUAUCUUCAAACCUUUACGUAAGCCUGUAAUUCAAACAUCUUUGAAUGGCAGGUGCUCUCAUACACAGAAAUACCUUUUUUUUUUUCAGUACUACUACAGAGCUACUGACUUCCAGUAACCUUUGUCAGCUACACAUCUUUCAGUAUAAGCAGAGUUUUUACUUUAUGCCUGAAGGGCAUUCUUAAUUAUCAGUUUUACUGUUUGUUGCACACUGCACUUUCAUACAAUUUAAUUUCUUCCUCUGCCUAAGUCAGUGUCUGUUCCCACCUGCAGGAAGAGAAAAAUUGCAAAAAAAAAAAAAAAGGGAGGGGUGCCAAUGUGUCUGUAUUUUUCCUUCUUAAAUUAGCAAGUUUGCAGUUCAUACCAAAGGAAUCAACUAUGGGGGUUUUUUUGUUAUUUUUCUCUUGUUUUGAUUAAAUUAUUGAGGAUUAAGAAAAGUCUUCUGCAGAGAAUGAUAAUUCUCUAUUUUGAAAAUUUGAACAAAUCUUUUACUUCCUUCUAAAACAAAUUAAGAUACUGAAAAAAAGUUAUUUUAGCAUGUGUCCAUUCUAAUGCAUGCUUAUGCGUUGACAGAUAGGCAGAUGUGCUUUUCAGCAAGGUAUACUAUUCUAAAACAAGAAUUUAACAAGAUUACAGGAAAUUUAAAUUGGUUUUAGCAUUUAAAAAAUAUCUAUUUGCCAUUUGGGGUUCACUAGUAUUGUGUGUAUAUAUGUGAUUAAAUGCUUGUAAUGUGAGUAUUUAUUUAUAAUUAUUGAAAAUGUAUUAUGUAUAGGAAAAAUGAGAUAGUUAAAUGUCAUUUUAAAUUUGUUUAAGGAGGUACUGUAAUGUCCACGAGAAUUACAUAUCAAACAGUGCUUGAAUUUCUUGGUGUACAAGCCAUUACUUAAAGUACUGUGAUCUGAGCUGCAGAUCAAAAGUCUGUUGCAUGUCUCUCAAGCUAGUAAGAAUGUACUGUUUAUCCAUUUCUAUCAAUAACUGUGUUCAUGGAAGUUGUUUACAUUGUUG
Messenger RNA from Haliaeetus leucocephalus (bald eagle), 3487 nucleotides. RefSeq names its product UDP-Gal:betaGal beta 1,3-galactosyltransferase polypeptide 6 (gene B3GALT6). Gene Ontology annotation, cellular component: membrane. The record is from RefSeq and is a predicted model, not a curated record. NCBI's taxonomy places the organism in Eukaryota, Metazoa, Chordata, Aves, Accipitriformes, Accipitridae. Gene Ontology annotation, biological process: glycosaminoglycan biosynthetic process. The coding region runs from base 16 to 1059 and encodes 347 amino acids. Gene Ontology annotation, molecular function: UDP-galactosyltransferase activity. The transcript has a single exon.